CGUCCUGGUGGUGAGCUGAGUCGCUCUGCUUUCAGCUCGAGGGAAAAAAAUGGAAGAGUGGGUAGUGGAAGGGAUUGCUGGGUUUUUGAGCAGCCCGUGUUGGAUUAUUCCAGUCACUGAUUUUAUCGAACACAAUUGUGCGGUUUUUGAUGAUGAAGAAGAAAACAAGUUAUCUUAUACAGAAAUCCACCAGGAUUACAAGGAUUUGGUUGAACACUUGCUAGAAGGCUACCUUCAAGAUGUUGGGAUCCAGGAAGACCAGUUUUUGGAAGCCUGCAAUUCUCCACUUGCACAGUCUGAAUCAUUUCGGCCUGUCUUCCAACCAGUACUUGCUGCAGAAGAUUUUCAAGUCUUUAAGUCAUUGAUGUUACAGAAAAAUGUAGAAUUGCAAUUACAAGCUCUUCGAAUGAUUCAGGAGAGAAAUGGAGUUCUACCUGAAUGUUUGACAGAUGGAGAGGAUAAGAUCAGUGAACUGGAGCAACAGGAACUUAGGAUAUUGAGAGAGGUGCUGAAACAAUCUAAAGAUGAAUAUGAACAAGAGAUGGCAAAAAGAUGUGCUGUAGAAACAGGAGCCAAAGAUGGAGCAGUAAUACAAAGUGAAUUAGAGAAAGCAAUCGUGGAAAAUGCGGAAGAAGAAGCAGCACGACUAUCCAGACAACACCAACGAGGAAAAAUGAAUUUGGAACGGGCUGUUCAGAAAUCUUUACAAAAGAGAGCAUCAACAAGAGAAGAUGCAGUUGCAUCCACAAGUAACCUAGAUGAGGAAUCUACAAACUCUUUAAACACUUUAGAGCAGUUACCAGAAGCCAUAUCCUCAAGCAAGAUGGCGACUAAUCACCAAUGCAGCUUUUCAGGACAAAACAACAGAAUAUCCAGAGAAGUAUUAGGACCAGUACGAGCCCCACCGAAAGGAGAAUUACCCUUGCCUUCAGAAUCAAUAGAAAAAAAGACAAACCAAAGUGAUGCAGCAGAGAUAUGGCUACAGCAGGCAAAAAAGGAAGCUGGUAUUUUGGGAUCUGUUUUAGAACUUUCUGAGAAUGAGAGGAAGCAACUUCAUGAACGAGCAGCAUAUCUUAAAGAACAGCGAGAUAAAUUGGUGGCAAUGAAAAAAGAACAGAGAGAGAAACAUCUACCAAAAAAUCCUGAAACUCUGAAUGCACCACCCACACUAAAAACCAAAGAGCUAUCUGAAGAAGAAAAGCAGAAAAUUCAGAAAAGGAAACAUCUGGCAGAAAAGCUUAAACAGGAAGUUAUCAAAAAAUGAAAUGUGGACAACAGACUACAAAAUCCAUAAUUUUAAUUGAGAGAUCUUUGAGUACA
Molecule: messenger RNA, 1320 nt
Organism: Mobula hypostoma (lesser devil ray)
Lineage: Eukaryota; Metazoa; Chordata; Chondrichthyes; Myliobatiformes; Myliobatidae
Gene: cfap36
Product: cilia and flagella associated protein 36
Exons: 11
Coding region: 50-1264 (404 amino acids)
Cellular component (GO): ciliary base; axoneme
Source: RefSeq, a predicted model, not a curated record